This is a messenger RNA of Ilyonectria robusta, 1990 nucleotides long. RefSeq names its product aspartic peptidase domain-containing protein. Lineage: Eukaryota; Fungi; Ascomycota; Sordariomycetes; Hypocreales; Nectriaceae. The record is from RefSeq and is a predicted model, not a curated record. The transcript is spliced from 2 exons. The coding region runs from base 25 to 1692 and encodes 555 amino acids.
CAAGUGUCUAUCAGUUGCCUUCUCAUGAUGGUGUCUUCCGCUUGGCCGUGGCCUGAUCGGCGAACCAUACGUCUUUUCGUGCUGUUGGCGGCAUCACAGGCAUCCAAGCUUGCCUCUGCCCAAUGCACGCCAUCCACAGUUGUCGCUAAGAUCGGGAAUGUGACGAUCACCAACGGCGAGGUUGUCCGAGCCAUCCCGCUUGCAAUUGGAACUCCCGAGACUGAUUUCGCGUUCCUCCCACAAUGGCCUGCAAAUAACACGAUCGUUUAUGGGAGGGAUGGCUACUGCGGCGCGCGGUUUCCAGAGUCCCGACAAGCUUGCACAACCUGGCGAGGAGGGCAGUACGACGUGGAGCGCUCCGAAACAAAUACAAUACCGCCCCUCAAUGCGUACCCUCGCGAAGACAUAGGGGAGUAUCCUGAAAUGAACUUCUUCGCCGACACGGUGAGGAUCAACGACGAAGUAUCCUUAGCCGACUUGCCGCUCGCCAUGCCCAUCGCGACCGCUAUCAGUGACGGGCCGAUCAGCGUCUUUCACCCCAGAUUCGCCAUAGGACUGGGAAAGAACUCCACGAUGCUUAACCGCCUCUUGUCGAAGGGGUUGAUCAAGUCCCGCACUUGGAGUAUGUUUUGGGGCCUGUUCGGGGCCGAGGCCGAGAACCAGAUGGAUGGGAGCUUCAUCUUCGGCGGCUACGACACGGCCAAGGUGAAGGGACGGGGCUUCAAGCACACGAUGAGGGAGCCCUUCGACGAUUGUCCCACCGGCAUGAUGGUCACCAUCUCGGACGUGUCCGUCGAGUUCCCUAACGGUAGUAUCUCCACCCUGUUUCCAGAGUCUCGCUCAGCCGCCAUGAUGGCCUGCAUUCUCCCAGACUACCCGACGAUCUUGCAACUGCCCUUAGACCCGUAUUUCAAUACGUUCAAAGAUCUCACGGGCACCAACGUCACGACCGCCUCCACGGGUGGCACUAAUAUGAAUUCCAUGGUCUACAAGACGAGCGAGGGCGAGGAACCGUUCAAAGGAGAUCUGACUAUCACCUUGCAAUCUGGUCUCACGGUCCGCUUCCCCAGCCACCAGCUCGUCGUGCCGGAACGCACCAUCCAGCAGAACACAGGGAAAGUCGCCGUGGACGGCAGCAAUGCAAAUCUGCUGCUCACCCCCGAUGUCAACCCGAGCCUCAGCAAGCUCGGGCAGAUGUUUCUUUCCUCCGCGUAUCUCAUGGUGAACGAAGACGCCGAUGAAUUCACCCUUUGGGAAGCGAACCCCACCACCGAUGAGAACAUCGUAGCCCUAGACGAGAAUGGAGUCAAAAUCACCGAGUCCUGCGAGGGUGCACCAGAGGAGGAAAGCGAGACUCCGGGUCUUUCCACCGGUGCCAUCGCCGGCAUCGUCCUAGGCGUCAUUGCAGGAGUCGUUCUGGUCAUGAGCGGAAUCGUGCUAUUCCUCAGGAGACGGCGGCGGCUUAACCAGCCCUCAAUGGCGGCUGUGAGCAUUUCACGGCCUCUCUCCGGGGGCAGAGACGGCCGGCAAAUCUAUCACAAGUCCGAGCUUGCAGCAGAGGGGGGAUCCGCCGAGCUGGCGGGGAGCGAGUAUGAUCGCGAUGGCUACCGCAAGCCUGAGCUUGAGAAUACGGUGAAGCAGCUCUGGCUCAAGCCUGUUCCCGAAACCCCUCAACAUGAGUUACCCGGAUGAUUUACGCGCGUUGCGAAUAAAUUGACGAGAACAACGGCUAGCCGCAGUGGCAGAAACUUCUUCAUCGACACUUGAUCGCACACCGGCAUUUUUUGGACGAACCGACAUGUUUCAAAGAUGGGUUUAUCAGGUUUGCUAUACUCAACGUGCUGUUCUGGCGGACCUAGAAUUUCUCGAUUCGGUUCAUCUGAACCUCGUUGUACGAACGGCUUGUUUGAACGUCUUUCCAAAAGCAUGCAAAGUUCAUCAUAAUCAAGCUUGUAUUAUCAAGACUUAUACGAUAGAAAGAUGAGACUCC